Messenger RNA from Pecten maximus, 2983 nucleotides. Its product is annotated as tuftelin-interacting protein 11-like. Gene Ontology annotation, biological process: spliceosomal complex disassembly. Gene Ontology annotation, cellular component: U2-type post-mRNA release spliceosomal complex. Gene Ontology annotation, molecular function: nucleic acid binding. The record is from RefSeq and is a predicted model, not a curated record. Lineage: Eukaryota; Metazoa; Mollusca; Bivalvia; Pectinida; Pectinidae.
UUAUGUAUUUUGGAUAAAGUUUUGGAAAAAUAUGAGGCUGCAUCAACUUUUUUGAGGAGUUCUGAUAAUUAUCAAUACUGACUCUAACCAUGUCGUCACCAGAGGUGGAGAGAUUUGAGGUCACUGACGAUGACCUUCUUCAUGAAUUCAACCAAAGACCUGGACACAGGAUUUCCAAAAAUAGGGCCAUAUAUGGAAUGUGGGCGGAGGACAGUGAUGAGGAUACAGGCCCUACCAUUGGAUUUUCUCGAGGGUCUCGUGGGAAGAAAAACUAUGGGGCGCCUGUCAACUUCGUUAGUGGUGGAGUGAAGCAAGGCAGCAAGAUCUUAAAAGAAAACAAAGGAAAGGAAAUGGAGGAAGAAGAAGAGGAUUCCGAUUCUGACAGUGCUGGGCAGUCUGUACCUCUCGUCCAAGCACCGUUAAGGCCCUCACAGGUUCCAAUAGUACAACCGCCUUUGAGGUCAUCUGGUGCAUCGGCCAAGAGCAAACCAACACAGCUGGGAGGCUCAAAAAAGUUUGCUGGUGUUAAUAAUCAAGACAAGUCGUUUGGCAGUUGGGAAAAACACACCAGAGGGAUUGGUCAAAAACUUCUCGAAAAGAUGGGAUACAGACCAGGCGAAGGUCUGGGCAAGACUCAUCAAGGUAUCACCACUCCUGUGGAAGCAGUGAAGCGGAAAGGUCGAGCAGCUGUCGGAGCCUACGGUACGGAGAGGUCGGAAAGGUCAUUGAAGGACUACCCUGUCUAUGACUCGGAGGAGGAGGAAGAUAAUAGAUUUCAGUCACAGCUACAGCAAUGGAAGAAAACAGAGGGCAACCAGAAGAAACCAAAGUAUGUCUAUAAAACUGCUCAGGAGCUUAUUGACACAGGGGUGGUGAAGAAACGGCCACAGCUGUCAAAAUCAUCCAAGGUCAAGGUCAUUGACAUGACUGGCAAGGAACAAAGAGUUCUUUCAGGUUACCACGCCAUAGGUCAUCGUCAUGACAAACCUGAAAUUGAGGAGGAGCCUGCACCAAAUCUGACCAAUCAGAAGAGAGCCUUUGACUUACCAGAGCUGACCCAUAACCUGAAUCUCCUUGUAGAUAUGGCCGAAGAGGAUAUUAUGCAAAAUGAUCGCAAAUUGCGGUACUUGAAGGAUCAUAUUGUAAACAUGAGGUACGAGAAAGAACGACUAGAUGAAAUCUGUAACCAGGAGGAAAAACUGAUGGACAGGCUAAAGAAAGUGCUGGAAAUUGUAGAUAUGUGUCAAAAAAGGACACAGCCUGGCUGUGAUGAUCCCAUGUCCUUGUCCGAGUGUGCGGCCAUCUUUAAAUCACUCCAAGAAGAUUAUUAUGAAGAGUAUCGAAUGUACGACUUGUCAUCUCUAGCAAUAGCUCUUGUCUUUCCUAUGAUGAAGCAGCAUUUUACUGGCUGGGAUCCCCUGAAGAACCCCACUCAUGGCCUAGAGACGGUGAGAGAGUGGAAGGCACUUCUAGAAGACUACACUACCAAAUUGGCGGCCGGACCCCUGACCGGGGGUCAGGACAUGGACGUGUAUCAGAGGCUACUCUGGGAUGUAUGGCUGCCAUUUGUUAGGACUACAGUGUUGACGUGGAAUGUACGUAACUGUGACAACAUCAUCGAGCUCUUGGAGACCUGGAUGCCUGUACUUCCUGGUUGGGUGAUGGGGAACAUCCUCGACCAGCUGGUGUUACCACGGUUACUACAGGAAGUGGAAAACUGGAAUCCUUUAACGGACACUAUGCCAAUUCAUGCAUGGCUGCAUCCAUGGCUUCCACUCAUGGGCGACAAACUGGAACCACUCUAUGCUCCAAUCAGGCACAAACUUGCAAAUGCUCUCAUUAACUGGCACCCUUCAGACUCGUCAGCCAAGGUCAUACUGCAGCCGUGGAUGAAAGUGUUUAAGCCAGGACACACUGAAGCAUUCCUCGUCAAAAAUAUCCUCCCAAAACUCGCCAUGUGUAUGACAGAGUUUGCCAUCUGUCCACACCAGCAGGUCCUGGAUCCAUGGCACUGGGUAGUGGCUUGGCGAGAUAUCAUUCCAGCUAAACACAUGGUAGCCAUGCUGGACAAAACCUUUUUCCCCAAGUGGCUGCAGGUAUUGUGUGGAUGGCUGGGUAACAUGCCAAACUAUGAGGAAAUCACCAAAUGGUACCUUGGCUGGAAGUCGUUGUUCCCUGAGCAGUACAUGUCCAUACCUGUUGUCAAAGAUCACUUUAACAAAGCCCUGGACAUUAUGAAUCGGGCAGUCUCUGGUCACUUCCAGCCUGGAGCCAAGGAAAACAUGGCUUACUUUGCCCAUACUGAGAGAAGACACAUGGCGGACACGUCUGUUCCUCCCCCUCCUCCUCCUCCUCCUCCUCCUACAUCUGUACCCCUCCGCCCCCCAGCACCACCAAUACCACAAGACUAUCAAGCAGUCCGAAGUUCCACAGCCAGUUCUUCAUACCCAGCCAGCUUUAAGGAGUUGGUGGAGAAAAAGGCUGAAGAAAGCAAUAUCCUUUUCAUGCCUAUACCGGGUCGUACCCAGGAGGCGAAGCAAGUGUACCGUUACGGUAAACUGAUUAUGUAUAUGGACAGAAGUGUGAUAUUUAUACAAGAAAACAACCAAUGGAUCCCUGUAUCCCUACAGACACUUAUAGACAAGGCGGUAUAGAACUGGAAUAUAUAAAGUGAAUUUCUCUAUGGACACUCCUGGACGGGCUGUAUAACAGUAGAAAUUAACAGUUAAUUUCUCUAUGGACACUCGUGGAUAGGCCGUAUAGUACUGGAAUAUAAAAAGUGACUUUCUCUAUGGACACUCGUGGACAUGGCUGUUUAACAGUGGAAAUUAACAAAAAAAUUCUCUAUGGACACCCAUAAACAAGGACGUUUUACUAUCGGACUAUAAUUAAACCCAUGAAAAAGUACUGAAAAACCAUGAAACAGUCCAUGAAUAUUGUAAAAUAAACAUGGCCGUGACUUUAAGCACUGCCAUGAAAAAUC